ACCCUGUGUUUUAUAAUAUUAUACAACUAUACUAUUACAAGAGUUUACAUGCCACGCUUUUCAGCUUACAUGCAGAGACAGAAGAACAGAAGGAGGUUGUCCAAACCCCUGCUUGUUUUAUUACACCCGGAAACUUCUCAUUUUAUUAUUUGUGAUCGUAAGAGGUAAGAGUGUGUGUGACUGUGCUGAGCGUGUAGCCGCUCUGUGAACAGCGCAUGCGCAGCAUCACCCCCGGAGCGCGCUGACGCUCGGGACGCCGCCGCGUGGUCACGUGACGCGGAGCUCAGUUUCAGUACCACUGCGCUGAACGUGUGAAACGUGUUUGGAGCGGCGUGUGCAGUAAUACAUCUCUACUCUGCUGCAUUUAACCCUUUAUAAAGCAGUUACAUCCAAGUUUCCGCAAAUAGUGAAGAAGAGUGGGUCUCUGAGUUCAUCUUUCAUUUGAUUAUACUCUCUACCAGAUAAUGAAGACUUUAAAAGCAAAGUUUAGGAAGACUGAGACUCAGACUGCACAGAGGGAACAAGUUAGGAGUCCUUUGCCCCCUACAACCCCAACCCUGCCUGGAGGGACCACAGCUCACAAGAGAAAAGCACCUCCUCCUCCAAAGUCUCCUCGACAGGGUACACAGCCUUCCCCAGACCUGCAUCAUGGCCCUACCGAGUGCUUAGUGCCAGACAGCUCUACUUCUCCUUCCCCAGCCCCCAAGACUCAACACUCAUUUCCAGACAACCUUGCAGAGGAUGAGGAAGUGUUUGAGGAGAUUCGCAGGCUAAGGCUAGAAAGAGGACAUCUACUACAGAAGAUUAAGGCUCUGGAGCAGCAACAGAGCAGCACCACCACUGCACUGGAGGAGCUGAGCUCACUGAGAGAGUGUUUGAGAGAGGCAGAGGCAGAACGUGAUUGCCUGGAAGUAGUGCUGAAGGAGCUGGGAGGUGUUCGGCUCAGCAGUACCACUGAUGAUAUGCUUGACUUCCCUGGAACAAAUAGGCUGCUGUCCAAGCAGUCAAAAUGCACAGAAGCCGAGAUGCCUCCUGCCCAAACAGAGAACUCAUCUUGGGAGCAAAUGAACAGUGUGGAGCAGCUCUGCAGGCAGGUGGAGGAGCUGACUGCACAGAAUGCUGAACUGGUCCUCAAAGUGCAGAUGCUGGAAAUGUUUGAAAAGGAUGACACAGACUUUCAUAGCUCGGGUCUUGACUUUGUGCCCAUGACUGUCUAUGACACCUUAAAGAGAGAGUUUGAAAAGCUGCAGCAGCAAUACACCAGAGCUGCUAAAAGCUCAAACACUGCAGAGGACCCUGGGUCUGAGAACAAUCCUGAAGACAUAGGUGAGGUGGAGUCCAAGGAGGAGGAGGCUUUAGCUAGAGAAAUAGUAAAGAAGGAGGAAAAACAGAAAAGCCUAGAGCAACAGCUAGCCUGUGCCCAUGCUGAGUUGGAGAAGCUGAGAAAAGAGAUGCAACUGGGUAUCGAUUCUAUGACUGCAGGUUUAGCAGUUAGCAAUUCCAAAGCUGAAGAGAAGGGGCUGAGCUCAGACAUACAGAAGUUGACAGCCCGGGUGCAGGAACUGGAGGCAGAGCUGGCAAACAAAGAGGUGGUGUGGAAGGAAGGGCUGAAUGAGAGUGACAAAAUCCAGCAGUUGAAGCAGAGAGUGGAAGAGUUAGAGGAAUCUCUACAGGUGAAGGAGAAAGAGGCACGAGAUAUGAGUGAGUCAGUGGAGAGAUUAAGAAAACGAAUAAAUGAGCUAGAGCAGGGCACUGGGGCAAGGUGUUUGGCAGAAGGGGAGGAAGAAGCACUGAAUAAAUUACAGGUGCGAGUGGAAGAGCUGGAAGCUGAACUAAGUAAGAGUAUUCCUCGUGAGCAGCUGGAUGAGGUGCAGCUCACCCUGGGUCUCCAGCUGGAUCAGCUAGCUCGAGAGCGUUCUGAGAUUUCCCUGCGACUCAAUCAAGCUCUGCUGGAUCUGGAGAGACUUUGCCCUCCACCUCACAGUGACAAAGAUGACAGCGAUGAAGAAUACAAGGAAGAGCAGUCUGAGAGCUACCAGCCAUCAAGUGCUUUGGAGUUGCCUGGUGGAAGAACUUUGAGGUCAGUGCAAGAAGAACUGGAGGUGACUAGCCAGACAGACAUAGAAACACUGGAUGUCUUGUGUGCUGGGGAAGAGGGCUGUGUUCAGGAUGCCUUGCAGAUGAAGGAUGUGGUAUCAUUAGCCAAACACCAGGAGGCACUGUCUGCACUAACACAACAACUAGCUGAGACAGAAAAUAAACUGGAGGCUGAGAGGGCACUUUGUGAACAUGCUCAUGCUGAACUGGCCAGGCUGAAAAGUGACCUGCAGGAUGCACAACAUGGCAUGAUCAGCAAGGAGGAACAUGAAAGGAUCAGGACUGAGCUGCAGCGUAGCCUAGAGGAGAGCCAGAGCGCUGUAGCAGCAGCCCGUGAGGCUCUGAGUGUUAAAGAGCUGGAGCUGAAGGAGCUGCAAUCUCAGAAAGCUGUAGAACUGGAUAUGGUAUCUAAAGAGGCCCACGAAGCCCAGCGCCUCUCACUUCAGGCUGAGAUCAACACACUGACUGCCUGCCUGGCUGACCUUACACGCAAGCAUGAGAAAACAUGCACUGAGGUGUUCCAAGUGCAGAGGGAGGCUCUCUUCAAUAAGAGUGAACGUCAGGUGGCCGAGGCACAGCUGCUAACGGUCCAGCAGCAGUUAGCAGACCUGCAGGCUCAGUCCAGCCACAUCCAGCAACUGCACCAAGACAUCCAGCACUCAAAGGGGCUUAUCAAGGAGAAAGACCACAAAAUCACAGAGUUGUCUAAGGAUGUGUUCCGUUUGAAGGAGGCUCUAGGAGCUUUGACUCCACCAAUGGGUUUAUCUGCCUGCACUACUUCCUCUGGAAUACCAGGACAGCAGUUGGCACUUCAGAACAGAGUAUCUGCAUUGACCCAGCAAAUCCAGGACUGGGAGCGUAAGCACAAAACAGUGGUGGCCACGUAUCGCUCUCACCUCCUAGCUGCAGUACAAGGUCGCAUGGAUGAAGAGGUGCAGGCUCUUUUGUACCAAAUCCUCAGAAUGACCCAAAAUAACCAAAGCCAUUAAAAUAUUUGCAAUUUGCUUGUUCUUAAACUGACAGCAACAUACAUUUCAAUGGCUAACUUUUCAUGCAGUAAUUAUAUCGGGGGAGUGAAACAGGGACUGAACUGACACUCUGCAAUGCCAUGGUGGCAUUACAUAAGUCAAACAGUUGUAUGAUUUUGGAAUAUGACAGAGAUAGAUAACCAUAUUGUGAGGCUUUAUUAGUUCAUUCCUUGCUAGAGCAGGAUGGUAAUAUUAUUAAUAUCAAUUUACACUAACAAAUAGAGCGCUGUUUUUUAUCCAUUUUUUUUUACAAAGCUUCAGGAUUUGCUAAUACAGGGUCACUUAAGGUUGGGAAGGUCAUCUUGAAAAUGAAAUGUUAUUAGUUAUAUUAAUGAUUACUAAAUUGGUAACAUCUUUAUCAGUAGCAGUCCUUGCCGUAGGCACCUAGGGCAGUAACUUGCCAGGGGCGGCACAGGCACAUUGUGCUUUAAUAUAGGCGCAUCUGAAAUCAUUACGUGCACCUUUGCCAUCCUGUCCUGUUAAAUACUGCUUCUUCUCGGUUGCGUCCUGCCACCUUACCCAUGCCUCUCCUCCCCAACAGGUGGACCAGAACAGUGCAAUAGAACAGUUAAUCAUCAGAACUAUUAAAAACCAGCACAGGCUUUAGGUACCCAAAGGUCACCGUAUCCCAACUUUCCAAGUGAACUUGCACUGAAGAAUAGCAUUCAGUAAUUUAGAAUAACCAGUGAUAUUAACAAAACCUUGACUUAGAAAUGAGAUCUUAUAGGUCCAUACUAAGAAUUCCCUUUAACAAGAGAUCAUUGCCACAUACACUAGGGCCACUUAUUUUGUGUCCUUACUGACAUCAGACAUCUCCCAUUCCAUGACAACUUGUGAUGGGUGAAGAAUUGUUCUGAAAUAUGGGGCAUCAAAAAAACCCUGUGUGGAGUUAACUGUGAACAGGUGUGUAUGAUUAGUGGUGACUGAGCAAAGUGUAGUCCUUGGUGGCCAUGUCUGUAGGCCACGGUGUGUUCUGGGAAACAGAGUUUCUUGUUGAUUACCUGACAAAACUGCAGAAAAGACUUUUAACCCUGUUAAGACCAUUUUGAUCAUAUUAUGUUCAGUUUUUAAUGGUUUUAUUUUAAUGAACAUUUUCUCCUGACAUUAUUCUUAAACAUAUUUCACUUGACUAUAUUAACAAUAUAAAACAUUUUUUGUAAAAUUACGACUUGUUUCUGUUCAACCAGAUGACUUUUAGUCCUGGAAGGUUCAGUUUAGUAACACAGUGCUUGUAGUUAACUUGUGACUAAUAUUUAAUGAUAAUGUUUUUUGAUGACAGCUUCGAUAUUAACUUUCCACUGCACUCGAGUUUUUUCUAAUGUUCCAGAAUGUUUACGCUUCAUAAGACCAGCAAUUGCUGUAGCCCAAGAGCGAUCAUUUUUUGUAUAAUUUUGUACACAUAAAGCAACUACAGCUAACACAUUUUGAUCUUCUAACUAGAUCCAAGAAAGCAGUUAUGCUCAGUGCUUUUGCAUGUAUUUGUGUUUGAUUUGAGUAGUCUGUUCUAGGACCCAGGAAGUCCAGUCCUUGUCAUUGUUACUUCAGUCCAAUCCAGUCUGUGUGCUAUAUCAUCAUCUGGUACACCUGAUUUAAGAUGCUGCCAAAUUGAAUGGAACAGCUUCCUUCUGUUCACUUCAUUUGUGCCUCCAUUUUGUUUUUGUGAUUAUAUUUGUGAUGAUCUUUAAACUCUUGGUUGUGUCCCAUCUGAACGUUGCUAGCCUGGAUUGCUUCUUAUAUAUUUUUGUAAAUACAACUUGCAUUGUUUUGAUUUUUUUUUUCAGUUUAGUACCACUGGGCAUGGGGCGUGACUGCCAUUUAUGUUGGUGGUUUGUUUAUGUUUUUAGGUUUAGUUAGGGAGUUAGGUAAGUUUUUCAUAAAGUUUUCUUUUAUAAAGUUAGCCUGUAGUUAUGUUUAUUUUUUUGGCCUUGGUCACACCUGAAGUUCCACCCAGUUAGUGUAGCACAUAUCCUAAUUGUCAAAUACACAUCUUUUUGUUCUUAAA
Messenger RNA from Pangasianodon hypophthalmus (striped catfish), 5127 nucleotides. RefSeq names its product ankyrin repeat domain 24 (gene ankrd24). The transcript is spliced from 17 exons. Bases 465 to 3086 code for a protein of 873 amino acids. The record is from RefSeq and is a predicted model, not a curated record. NCBI's taxonomy places the organism in Eukaryota, Metazoa, Chordata, Actinopteri, Siluriformes, Pangasiidae. Gene Ontology annotation, molecular function: actin binding.